Molecule: messenger RNA, 2856 nt
Organism: Hemiscyllium ocellatum (epaulette shark)
Lineage: Eukaryota; Metazoa; Chordata; Chondrichthyes; Orectolobiformes; Hemiscylliidae
Gene: zbtb35
Product: zinc finger protein 131
Exons: 7
Coding region: 549-2066 (505 amino acids)
Biological process (GO): regulation of transcription by RNA polymerase II
Cellular component (GO): nucleus
Molecular function (GO): RNA polymerase II cis-regulatory region sequence-specific DNA binding; protein binding; DNA-binding transcription factor activity, RNA polymerase II-specific
Source: RefSeq, a predicted model, not a curated record
CGGUGGACGCCGGGAAUGCGAGGCCACUCUCCAGCGUCGCGGUGGCGGCCGGAGCAGGAGGCGGAGAGCGCGGGCUCGGCACGACUGCGGCUGCCAGUGCGAGUGCGAACUCCGGGCGACGGGGCGCCGAGGCCGGCGGGUGAGGGAAAGAAAAAGCGAGGCGUUUGCCUGCCAAAUGCGCGAUUUGAUGACGUAACGGCUGCACACCGCCGCGGUCGCCUUCGUCAGGGGCGGAGGAAUAAACCGCAGCCCCGGCCAAGCCGCUCCCCUCCUCCACCACCCGCCCGUUCACACCGGGUCCGGAUCGGACCUCGCACCCGACCGCGACUUCAAACAGUCGCGUUCGUUCGCGCGAGCGCGCGCCGGUGUGUUUCUGAUCCCUGUUGAAGCCUCUGGAGUAGGCCUUCCGGUUGGUGACUGUCGACCCGCCCAUCGACCGGAAACCAGCCAGAUGACUGACCUCCGAUUGGUCAGCAUGCCUUUGAUUGACGUUUGCCGCUUCACGCUCUCCCUUUGCAUUGAUUGGGCUGGAGGUGGUGGUCCCCCAGAUGUUAUCUGAAAUGGAGGUGGAGGAGGUGUUGGUGGACCAUGUUCAUGAAGUACCAAGUCACUACAAGGUGGUAUUGGACAGACUCAAUGAACAGCGUCAGCAGGAACAAUUUACCGACAUCACUCUCAUUGUGGAUGGCCACCAUUUCAAGGCCCACAAAGCUGUCCUUGCUGCUUGUAGCCAGUUCUUCUGUCGAUUUUUCCAGGAUUUCAGGGAGGAGCCCUUGGUUGAGAUUGAAGGAGUGAGUAACCUUGCAUUCCGACAUCUGAUUGAGUUUACUUAUACUGCCAAGCUGAUGUUACUGCAGGAGGAAGAGGCAAGUGAUGUAUGGAAGGCAGCAGAAUACUUGCAGAUGGAAGAGGCUAUGAAAGCACUCAACAACCGAGACAAUGCAGACUCACCGGCAAAAGCAAAGACACCUGGCAAGAGGAAAGCCAAGAAGCGGACAAUAGCAGAAACAUCGAACGUCAUUACGGAAACCCUGCCAUCCAUCCAAGAAACAGACACUGUAGAAAUUGACCAGGAGAAUGUCUUUGCUGCGGAGAUUGUGGAGAUCAACGCGGAAGAGAUGGGAGAGGAGGCUGGGACUACUGUAAUGGAAGCAGUGGAGAACCUGCCAACGGCAGAUGACUCGCUGCAGCCAUCUGGUGAUGCAGCGGGCUCAGAACAACCGGCUGAAUCGGCACUUGCUUUGCUUGCCGAUAUCACCAGCAAAUACCAACAGGAUGAGCUUGACAAGGAGCUGGAAAAGGAAGGGGAACGGGAGUCUGCAGGCCAGUCCCAGGAGGAGUCAGAAACGUCCAUUGUAACAGAGGAUGGGAUCCACAUUGUGGAAGUGCUGGCGCAGGGUGACAAACUGUUCUGUUGUGAGAAAUGCAGUCGCUCCUUCAGACUCUUUUACCACUUCAAGGAGCACCUAAAGGUGCACUCGGGAGAGAACUAUGUAUGUCACCUUUGCAGCAAACAAUACACACGGGAGAGUGCCUGGAAGCAGCACCUGUCCUCCCACCGAGAAGAGGAAGGUGGGAACAAGAAGCCACGGUGUGUCCGCAAAGUGCAUGUGUGUCAGUACUGUGAGAAACAGUUUGACCACUUUGGACAUUUUAAAGAACACCUUCGAAAGCAUACGGGUGAGAAGCCCUUUGAGUGUCCAAACUGUCACGAGCGAUUUGCCAGGAAUAGCACACUGAAAUGUCACCUAGUGGCCUGCCGAACGGGUACAGGUGCAAAGAAAGGAAGGAAGAAGAUGUACGAGUGUCAGGUUUGCUCCAGCGUCUUCCCCAGCUGGGACCAGUUUAAGAAUCAUCUGGCAGUGCACACAGGCGAGAAACCCAAUCACUGCACCAUUUGUGAUAUGUGGUUCAUGCGGGCCGGCGAACUGCGGCAACAUGUCAAGGACGUCCAUGGAGCUGCUGAGCAGGAAGUGGGUGAGGUGACGGAGAUUGUCGUGCCCGUGGAGGUCAUUGACACUGAGGCAAUGGAGGGGGAGACUAUCAUUGAGCAGGUGACGGUGUAGGAGAUGGCCAUGAGAGUGGGGGAGGAUGGGUUUGACACCCAGAUCGAAUUCUUCCACUCUCAACCAACCAGGCUGAGUGUGAGUGAGUGUGAGGAGUAGUUGCCAACCUAAAGUGGGGUUAUCAACAGGGCAGAUCAAAGGCACUGAUAUCUGCUAUUAUGACAACUAGCAGUACCUGUGCCAGCGUAGGAGAUGUUCAGAAGCUGCAUUUCCACCAUUGUCGGACUACAAGUGACGGCCAAAUUCCUUUUGCCGCCUGACUGGAAAGAACUGCAGUGCAAGACUACACAAAUUAAAUCUUCUUGCCUGAACUCAUUUGGACUUCCAUUGCUGCUGAGGUAUUUAAGUUGCCAUCAUUUAGUCCAGGGAUGUGAAGUUUCUUGGUUAUCAGGAACCAUGGUAAUUGAUGAACUUGCAUCCACUGGCUGAAAAUCCCAGCCCACCACUUUUUGACUCAUAGCAAAGCAAUAUGGACGCACCACAGAUGUACAUGUGGCACUGUUGGUGGAAGCACCCUGUUGCAGUCACAGACACAUAUAUACUGGGAGUCUUUGUCAAUGUUAACUUCGAUAGCCUGUGCUUUGUACAUAGCUGGGGUUGCAGCUGUCUGGUUUGCCGGAAGUGCUGGAACAUCUUUGAAUGGAUUAUUGGUGCAAAGGGGAGAAGACCCUACUCGUGCCGGGAUCAUUCCGUCAUCCAGCUCACUUCUGUAAACAUUCACAAUGAACGCACAACAAUUAAAUCCAUUUACAGGCCUGUCAAUAAAAAACAGUGGCUGGUUCAGUAGACA